AUGGGUGCUUAUAGGAUUAGGGAAUUCUUGAGGAUGAACCAUCCGGAGUUUAGUGGCUCCAAGGUGGAGGAGGAUCCAAAUGGGUUCAUAGAUGAGGUGUAUAAGACACUUGCUAUCAUGGGGGUAACUUCUAGAGAGAAAGCGGAGCUAGCCGCUUACCAAUUAAAAGAUUUUACCCAAAUUUGGUAUGAACAAUGUAAAGAUGCUAGGCCGGUAGAGGCGGGCCCUAUAGAGUGGGAAACUUUUAAGUUGGCAUUUCUAGAUAGGUUCUUUCCUUGGGAGUUGAGGGAGGCUAAGUUGGAGGAGUUCAUAAAUCUUAAGCAAGGCAAUAUGAGUGUCAAUGAGUAUUCCUUGAGGUUCACUCUUUUGUCUAAGUAUGCUCCAUCUUUGGUAGCAAGUCCAAGGGAUUUGAUGAAUAGGUUCAUGACGGGGGUGUCCGAUUUGAUUGCCCCCAAACCAUUCGUUCACGAAUUUCAACAUAUUGAUGGAUCAUUCUCAAGGAUGGAGGUUCAUAGGCUUGGGAAAUGCGCUUUAAAGGAGCUCCCAGCUGAGCAACACCCUGUGUGGAUGAUAGCUCUAAGCGUGGGAGGUCCAACGAGGCAAGGAAGAGCAAAGAGAAGUGUUGCUCCAUUCGGCGAAGUGCCAGCCGCUUUGGCAACUCGCCGAACCCCUUUGGCGAAGAUUCCAGGAUUGCCGACUGAUCCAAUGAGCUGCAGAGAAAGGCUGCCUAUUCGGUGA
Molecule: messenger RNA, 738 nt
Organism: Solanum verrucosum
Lineage: Eukaryota; Viridiplantae; Streptophyta; Magnoliopsida; Solanales; Solanaceae
Exons: 2
Coding region: 1-738 (245 amino acids)
Source: RefSeq, a predicted model, not a curated record